Molecule: messenger RNA, 469 nt
Organism: Zootoca vivipara (common lizard)
Lineage: Eukaryota; Metazoa; Chordata; Lepidosauria; Squamata; Lacertidae
Product: alpha-lactalbumin-like
Biological process (GO): defense response to Gram-negative bacterium; defense response to Gram-positive bacterium
Molecular function (GO): lysozyme activity
Source: RefSeq, a predicted model, not a curated record
AUGACGGCCCUGCACCUUGCCUUCCUCUGCCUACUCAUUUUAGCACCCGAGUCCAAAAAGUAUCUAAAAUGUGAGCUGCAUGAUGAAUUAAUACGACGAGGACUGGAUGGUUAUCACAACAUUGGAGUAGGACACUGGUUGUGUUUGGUCCUGUUCGCAAGUCAGUUUGACACGCAACACUAUGAGUACACAGAUGGUCAUCCAUACUACGGCAUGUUUUAUUUGAGUGGUCUGUUAUGGUGUGACAAUGGGAAGCACCCCACAAAGAACCUCUGCAGUAUUGACUGUGAGAAGUUUCUGGAUGACAAUAUUGCAGAUGAUGUUGAGUGUGCAAAGAAAGUUUCUGCAAGCAAGAAGGGGAUGUUAGCUUGGAAGCCCUUUGAAGAAUACUGCCGUCAUCCUAUGCCUUCCAUACUCUAUUGGGAAUGCAAUAAGCCUUGAAAUACAGGGAUACAUUUAUUAUUAUUUU